Molecule: messenger RNA, 866 nt
Organism: Priapulus caudatus
Lineage: Eukaryota; Metazoa; Priapulida; Priapulimorpha; Priapulimorphida; Priapulidae
Product: 39S ribosomal protein L54, mitochondrial-like
Exons: 3
Coding region: 39-455 (138 amino acids)
Cellular component (GO): mitochondrial large ribosomal subunit
Molecular function (GO): structural constituent of ribosome
Source: RefSeq, a predicted model, not a curated record
UGCGGUAACAUGCGCAGACUAUAUGACGUCAUAAAAAGAUGGCGACGUCCUGUGUAAAACUUAGUUUAUGUUUAAUCGCUCGUUCCUCAUGUUACGUCUUAAAGUUCAAAUAUGCGACUAGUCUUUAUCAUAUUCAGUCGGCUAAAUAUGCAACCGCGCCAGUAGCAAAACGUGGGAAGGCUGCCACAUCUAUACAAAAGAAGAUUUUGGAAGUAGAAACUGAUAUCCACAAGUUAAACACACGAGUGAGUGGUGCCAAUUACUUUAAAGAAGGAGAAGACCCACUGCUCAAGGAAGAUGAAGAGUAUCCAGCCUGGCUGUGGACGUUACCGACUGAGAAGAACCCAGAUCUAGAAAGUCUGGAUCAGAAUUCAUGGGAGUACUGGCGUAGGCUUCGCAAGAUGAACAUAAAAAGGACACUUAAACUCAUGAAAGCAGAUCCGCGUAAACGGUGACACUGCGCACAUGCUGUUACCAUAAUAGUCUCAUUAAGUUUCAUAAAUUUUGAAGCUACAUGCAGUUAAAUGAUGCAAAAUGCACACAUUGACCAACCAAUUUUAAUUGAAUGUAACAAGUUGGAUUAAUGACUGUAUUUUGGGUUGGUAGGGUUAAAUCUGCAUGGGAACUAAUUGAAACACAUGACAGAAUGCUAAUUCAACAAAAUUUUGCACUGUAAAUCACACAAAUGUGAUGAUUGAUAGUGCAUGCGUUCUGGAUUGUGACAUUAAAUUGAAAAUUAUUAUAUAUUGACCCCUCUGGUUUGUGUAUGCAUUGAGAAGGAAAGCGAUUUGUGCGUAUUUAUUGUCAACUGUAAGUGUGCGUAAUACACAAUAUAGAAAUAGUUCAUCAUUAAUGAUAACUAGUUA